Messenger RNA from Nematostella vectensis (starlet sea anemone), 2868 nucleotides. RefSeq lists its product as uncharacterized. The coding region runs from base 135 to 2672 and encodes 845 amino acids. Lineage: Eukaryota; Metazoa; Cnidaria; Anthozoa; Actiniaria; Edwardsiidae. The transcript is spliced from 19 exons. The record is from RefSeq and is a predicted model, not a curated record.
CAUAGCAACCCAAGCAGAAUGUGACAGAACCUGAAUAGGAACGAAGUACGUGGUUUUUUACAAAUUUGACCAGAACAGAUAUACAUCUGUAAAAAACAAAGAGUGGUUUAUGUGAAGGAUAUAGCUAGAGAGUAAUGCCUGAAACGGACAAUCCAAGGGCUUACAUCCAAUCCAAAUCAUUACCAAUCACAAGCCACCAAGGGCUAAAAAUCACUGCGCGGAGUGCUCGAGUCUACACAUGCGAAGUUCCUACGAGAAGAGAAGUGGCGAGGGAAAAUUACGAGCGAAGAAAACACCAAAUGACAAAAUGCGGCUAUCGAUCGGUUAUCUAUAAACCUUACCAAUCUGUAGGGGAGGUUUUUCUGAACGAUAAGAAACUGAUUCUGUCGGCAUUAGGACAACAAGCUAGUGAGCAAGUAACACAGUUUCAAGAUAACUCAUCAUCUUCGUCCAGUGAUUCAGAAGAUGAUGAAAUCAGGACUUUCAAGAACUCGAGAAGCCCUACCAAGUCUAAGGCGGAUCAUCAAAAGCCUGUUGUGCCCCAGGCUACCGCGUACAAACCUGAGGUGAUUAAUGACAUCCGUGUCCAAGUCAACAAGGGAAGGAAGAUGGUCAACGCCGUUCGGCUGGGAUUUGGUUUGUAUAGACUGGUCAAGGAUGAACAAGAGAAAAAGCAAGCGAAAGCUGACGAAGAACAGAGGAAGAAAGAGGAAGCGGCCAGAAGAGAGAUGAAACCUCCAACUAGCGACAGCGAGAAUUCGGACGACGAGAACGACGAGCUAAGAAGCUUAAUAAUUCAACUUCCUCCAAGCCCAACUCAUGAUGACAACUUGAGUCCAAGAGAAUACCACGAUGUCGACCCUCCCGGUAGUCCCGCCCCCUCCACUACUAGCCAGAAAUGGAAACGAUUGGGCCAAAAUGCAGCCCAGAGUUUAGCACGUGACGAGGUAACACCACGUGACCAGCAACCAAUGCUUCACGUGACAAAAGUCACCCCACCCGACACCCCUGAAAUACCAGACUAUGACAGGUCUUCGACCGAGCACUUGACAAUCAGCAGAACUCAUCGCCAAGUGGCCAGCGCGCCAUCCGAGCGGAAACAGCUAAUUCGUCCCCCCAAAUCAGCCCAGUCCACCUCGUCGGCAAUGAGCCGUCGGUCGCGAAAGCUACGGAACCCUCGGCCCUACUCCCCAGUCUACUCUAAUAUCAACUACAACGACGUCGCUGAUAGGCAAAGCGUGUUUCGCCAGCUGUGCGUACUCCACUGGAUUCUUGAGGCGAUGUCUCAAGACGUCCAGCCUGCCGUUAUGCCACCAAUAACAAGUUGCUGGAAGCUCAAGGAACUGAAAGAGAACAUCAACAAUCUUAGAAAGCGCGUGGAGCGUGAUAAAAACACCGAGAAGGACUGGGUCACAUUCAAACAAAACCCUGCGAGAUUUACACAGCGCAACACUCGUCGCGGUACUCGGCGCAUCUCCAUCCAUCCAAACUUCCUCCAGCGCUUGACCAAUAACAACACUCCGCCGAGCUCGGGAUCAAACCCCACCUACCCUACCCCUGUCGCCCUAAGAAUCCCCCAAGGGGACACCCCUCGGUCGCGCCGUGGUAGUGCUUGUAGUAACGUGUCUCAUACGGAAAAUGAGCCUGCGCAAGGUCAGCGGAACGAGGCCGAAGAUUCAUCGCCGUUGGGUGUUUCUCUUGGUAACCAUGGCAAUCACGCGCGAUUUGUAGGGGAUAGUGACGUCAAAAACUCCACUGAUCACAUGAGCGCUCCUACUAGCCGCCAGACUCCCGCGACACCAAGUCAAGCAAAUGUCGCUGAUAAGAAGGCGAAGCUACAGAAACAGAAGUCUUUCACAGUGACUUCGGUGUACACCCCGCCUACAAACGCGAGCAAAGCGAUUCAGAAGUUACGCGCCAAAACACGGGCGGCGAAGGCAUUUAGCACGAACUUGUCGCAGAAGGAGCUGGACACACUCUCCACGCCGGCGGAAGAGCAGCGAGAUUCACGUGUAAGAGCCUGGGUUCAAGCUACAGGUGCUGUUAACACGAAGAGAUUUGCCGCGGCAGCCAUCGCGGCUUUUGGUGCCAUCACUCUUGACCACAACAAGGAUAAGAUACCGACUGAACUCAAAUCGAAAUUCGACGAGGUGGCAGAGGAGAAAGCGCUAGUGCUGCACGAUAACCUUGAAGUGCGAGACAGAAAUCGGAUGCAGAUUCUUGAGCGGAAGCUAAUGUGCCUCGAGACGUUCAAUAAUAUGUACAAAGCGCUGGACCAGAUGCGAUCAAACAGCGUUAUACCGGAUAACGAGACCAGCGAGGAGAUGAGGCAGCGAGUCAGUGAAGAGUGCAAGUGGUACAAAGAUCUCAACGAUAACUUACCCCCCGAAGUGAAGAACGACAUGUACUGCAAUCUAGUACUGAACAAGAUCGCUAGUUAUGGCUCGCUUGAAGGGCGCAAGGCUAGCAGCAGCCAGUUCUUAAAAGUUUUAUCAACGCUACGCAUGUGGGAGAUCUGCGCACCAGACAUCAGCGCAGCUCUUGAGUUUGUGCGAGAAAAGGUGGUCGGUAUGUCCGAGAUAGAGUAUGAAGACUGGUUCAACAUGAAAUUCCCUCAGCCUCAGAGAGCAGUGUCGGCCCCACCGCCACGCACGGGACAGCGAGCAUACUGACCAGCGGUAUCACGCGCGAGACAGCGAGUAAACUGAUCAGCGGUAACACCGCGCACAAGACAGCGUGUGUACUGGUCAGCGGUAUCAUCGCUCAUGACAGAGCUAGCAUACUGAUCACCGGUAAUACCAUGUACAGAAAAGGGAACUUUCUGAUAUGCAGUGCUACCGUAAACGGGACAACGAACACCAUUAUAAA